Messenger RNA from Lagopus muta (rock ptarmigan), 2963 nucleotides. RefSeq names its product sarcoglycan beta (gene SGCB). Gene Ontology annotation, biological process: muscle organ development. Gene Ontology annotation, cellular component: sarcoglycan complex; sarcolemma. The coding region runs from base 124 to 1071 and encodes 315 amino acids. Lineage: Eukaryota; Metazoa; Chordata; Aves; Galliformes; Phasianidae. The transcript is spliced from 6 exons. The record is from RefSeq and is a predicted model, not a curated record.
AGGGCGCCGGGAAGCCGGUCGGCGUCCCUGCGGAGAGCGGCGGGCCGUCGGCGGGCAGCCCCGCCGCCUCUCUCCGGCAGGGGGAGUGCGGAGCUGCCGCAGCCGCGGCGGCACCCGAGGAAGAUGGCGGCGGCCGCUUCCGAGCAGCAAAGUUCCAAUGGGCCAGUGAAGAAAUCUAUGCGUGAGAAGGCUGUAGAACGCAGGAACGUCAAUAAGGAGCACAACAGUAACUUCAAAGCCGGGUACAUUCCAAUUGAUGAAGACCGACUCCAUAAGACAGGCUUACGUGGCAGGAAAGGCAAUUUGGCCAUCUGUGUGAUCGUCCUUCUUUUUAUUUUGGCUGUCAUCAAUCUGAUUAUUACACUUGUUAUCUGGGCAGUGAUUCGAAUCGGCCCCAAUGGCUGUGACAGCAUGGAGUUCCACGAGAGCGGCUUACUGCGGUUUAAGCAAGUUUCUGACAUGGGGGUGAUACAUCCACUGUAUAAAAGCACUGUAGGAGGCAGACGGAAUGAAGAUCUGGUGAUCACUGGAAAUAAUCAGCCUAUUGUAUUUCAGCAAGGAACAACCAAGCUUAGUGUGGAGAAAGACAAAACUUCCAUCACCAGUGAUAUUGGCAUGGAAUUUGUUGACCCCCGGACACAAAAUACUCUGUUCAGCACAGACUAUGAAACUCAUGAGUUUCAUCUGCCAAAUGGAGUUAAAAUCUUGAACGUACAAAAGGCCUCUACAGAGAGGAUUACUAGCAAUGCAACCAGUGACCUAAACAUAAAGGUUGAUGGCCGUGCUAUUGUCCGAGGAAAUGAAGGCGUUUUCAUCACAGGCAAGACCAUUGAGUUUCGAAUGGGGGGCAACAUGGAGCUUAAAGCAGAAAACAGCAUUAUCCUGAAUGGAACUGUGAUGGUCAGCCCGUCGCGACUGCCGAGCUCUUCUUACGGGGAGCAGUUUAACAACGGCAACUGGCUGCGAUUCAAGCUGUGUAUGUGUGCGGAUGGAACACUGUUCAAGGUGCAGGUGACAGGUCACAACAUGGGUUGUCAGACCUCUGUCAAUCCGUGUGGAGCCACACACUGAGACGCAAAGCACUACCAGAAGAGUUCUCUUAUGUGUUUACAAGUGUUUGUAUGAAGUAACUGCAUGCCUUCAAGGAUUUCUGUUUCUACAAGAGUUUAUACUAACAUUUAUUACAUAAUAUUUUUAAGCACAGGUUGUUACAUUCAGCAGUUUAAUGCCAUCGUUGUGCUAGCCAUAAAAGCGACGCCGAUUCAGCGAGCUUUCAGUUUAUGUGCAUACUGAAAUGCCUUCCUGAAUUGGGAUCAGUAGAAUGUGUUUAAAGAACUGAAACAUAACUGUAAGCAGCAGUGUCUUAAGGUCAGGUCUCUUUUUUUCCUGUGAAUUGUCAGUAUUCAAUUCUGAAGUUAAAGUGAAAUCUGCAAUUCUUUGUGAUGGUAUUGGAUCCCGUGACAGCAGAGUAACCACAGGUAUAUCUGAAUUUGUCAACAGUGAAACUACGUCUAUGGUGAGCUGGGGCCUUAUAAAUAAAUUACUGUAGCCUUAGAACUGCUUUUGUAGAGGGAUGGUGUUCUGUGCUAAAGAGAUCAGCUCAUUAUCCUCAUUCUUCCCCCGUGUACUUUUCUUCUGUUUGAAAUAGGUUUGCUGUGUGUUUUGUUUUACAGUAGCAUCAAGUAAUCUAAAUAGAGGAGGCCACAAUAGUGACUUUGCAAGUCAUUUUUUCAACAAGUUUUUUUAGAUAAGCACAUAUUUAUCUCCCUAAAAGUUGUGCAGAAAUUAAAUGUUAACUUCAGAAUUGGGCAUUUGUUACGGGAAUAUGAAUUACCAACCUUUGUUUUAUAGCUCUCAAAGUACGCUGAAUUCCAGAAGACAAGUCAGCUCCUGCUGCCAUUGAAUUACAUUAAAAAUUAUGGGAAAUACAAACAUAAAGUAUGUUUUGCAUACUGACUUUAUGAACUUCAUAGUUUUACUACAUUUAAUAUGUAUUAAUCAUACUGAAAACAUGCAUGUUUGUGGCACUAAGCAGUUCCCAAUGAGGAUGUUUCACCUGAGGAGAUAAAACUGUUACAUUUUUAGCUCUUGCACUCACUUGAUAAUGGCACAGUUUGUCACUUUAUUUACACAUAUAUAUAUGUGUGUAUAAUGCAUAGUUAUAUGUACAUUAUAGAAUGCUGCUUAUAUUCAUAUAUAUUACACAGAUAUGCAUAUACAUGCAAAUACUGACAUACAUAACUGACAUUAAUAUUGGUAUGUGUAUUUAUAUAUAAAUAUAAGCAGCAGUGUUCUCAAAGCUGAAAUAAUAGAACUUGGUAAAUUACAGAUACUGCCUUGGUCACGUAGAAUACACAUGGAGAGCACUUUAUAGCUCUUCUCUGCUUGAUAUCAUGCCUACGUUCCAGGAUUGGAUUCCAGACCUAUAAUUAUCAGGAAUUCUUAUACUACACACAGCAUAGCUGAGAGACGUGUCACAAAGGUACUCUUAAAUCAUAGUCUGGAGAAUUGAUUUUGAAUUGUGGAUUUUUAGUCAAAAUGUAGGAAAACCAGUCAUAUAAAUGCCCAGUGAUAUGAGUUACUGUCUUGCUGGCCACUAUUUAUGCUUUGGUAAAGUAUUUUGUUGCCUUCAUUACAGUUUGAGAAAUGUUGACAUCGCAUACCCCGUGUUGUGCAGUUAUUUGCUGUUUAUCUUCUAACUGCCUGAAGUACAUUUUUCUAUGCUUAUUUAAAGCACUGUGUGGCACACUGUUUAUUUCAGUCCCACAGAAUCACUUGAAAUGCUGUGUUCUACAUGCUUCUGUGUAAGAUACCUACUGGGUACACCAAAGCAACGCACUUGUGGUGAAUUCUCAGCAUUGUAAAAGUGGUGGUUACUUCAGUAGCUGGAAGACAGUUGCAUUUCUAAUUUUUGUUUUUAAAUGAAAUUUGUUUUUAAAUGAAAAAAUAAAUUUUAAGACUCA